GUUUCCAACAUCCGGGAGACGUAAAUUGUACUGACAAGCAGGAACAUACUCUGGUUCUUUUAAGAGACAUUUAUACAUUUAGUGCAUAAAACAGGAGAAUUUCCCCGCUAAGAAGAUAAUUCAGAACAUGGCUGAAGAAAACGUGACUCAGCAGAUGAAGGAAUUGCAUGUAGACGAGGGAAAGAAGGGUGGCGAAGAGGGAAAAUGCAACAAAGAACGAGGAAAGAAAAAGACUAAAGAAGGUGGUGACUCUAAUGGCAGGGCUGAGUUACAUCCUUGGCCUAAAUAUAUAGAGGAGCGUUUGGCACUCUACAAUAAGCUGAAAGAGGAGCAUGAUGCCCUAAUGGUGGAAAAAGCAGCGAAAGAACGUAAGCCCAUUAAAGUGACCCUUCCUGACGGAAAGGUGGUUGAGGCAGAGUCAUGGAAAACCACGCCUUAUCAAAUUGCUUCUGGCAUCAGCCAAGGUCUAGCUGACAACACUGUGAUAGCGAAAGUUAACAAUGAGGUCUGGGACCUGGACAGGCCUCUGGAGAGUGAUUGUAGCUUGCAGCUGCUCAAGUUUGACGAUGAAGAAGCACAAGCUGUUUACUGGCACUCAAGCGCUCACAUCAUGGGUGAAGCUAUGGAGAGGGUCUAUGGAGGCUGCCUGUGUUAUGGUCCUCCCAUAGAAAAUGGUUUUUAUUAUGAUAUGUUCCUUGAGAGUAAUGAAGGUGUGUCUAGUAAUGACUUUCCCUGCCUGGAGAACCUGUGCAAGAAGAUCAUAAAGGAAAAGCAGCCAUUUGAAAGGCUGGAGGUCAAGAAGGAAACGCUGCUUGAAAUGUUUAAGUAUAAUGAGUUUAAGCGCAGGAUUUUAAAUGAGAAGGUACAGACUCCAACUACUACUGUGUACAGGUGUGGGCCAUUAAUAGACCUCUGUAGGGGCCCUCACGUGAGACACACUGGAAAAAUUAAAACCUUGAAGAUACACAAGAACUCCUCUACAUACUGGGAAGGAAAAGCAGAUAUGGAAACUCUGCAGAGGAUUUAUGGGAUUUCCUUUCCAGACCCCAAGAUGCUGAAGGAAUGGGAGAGGUUUCAAGAGGAGGCUAAAAAUCGAGAUCACAGGAAAUUGGGCAGGGAACAAGAGCUCUUUUUCUUCCAUGACCUAAGCCCUGGGAGCUGCUUCUUCUUGCCAAAAGGAGCCUAUAUCUAUAACACUCUAAUUGAAUUUAUCAGGAGCGAGUACCGAAAGAGAGGCUUCCAGGAGGUGGUGACCCCAAAUAUUUACAACAGCAAACUGUGGCAAACCUCCGGCCACUGGGACCAUUACAGCGACAACAUGUUCUCCUUUGAGGUGGAGAAGGAGAUCUUUGCCCUCAAGCCCAUGAACUGUCCAGGCCACUGCCUGAUGUUUGACCACCGUCCACGUUCUUGGAGAGAGCUCCCCCUGCGCCUGGCGGACUUUGGCGUGCUCCACCGUAACGAGCUGUCCGGGGCGUUGACUGGGCUCACCCGUGUCCGGCGCUUUCAGCAGGACGACGCUCACAUCUUCUGCUCAAUGGACCAGAUUGAAGAGGAGAUCAAAGGUUGCCUGAAUUUCCUUCGAGCUGUUUAUGAUGUGUUUGGAUUCACAUUCAAGCUGAAUCUCUCCACUCGUCCGGAGAAGUUCCUUGGUGAACCCGAAGUGUGGAAUCAGGCAGAGAAACAACUUGAGAACAGCUUGAAUGAAUUUGGAGAGAAGUGGGUACUUAACCCUGGUGAUGGAGCAUUUUAUGGACCAAAGAUUGAUAUUCAGAUUAAGGAUGCCAUUGGAAGGUACCAUCAGUGUGCAACAAUCCAGCUGGACUUUCAGCUUCCAAUUAGGUUUAAUCUCACCUAUGUGAGCCAUGAUGGUGAUGACAAGAAAAGACCAGUUAUCAUUCAUCGUGCUAUCCUGGGCUCUGUCGAAAGAAUGAUUGCUAUUCUGACUGAAAAUUAUGGUGGAAAAUGGCCACUCUGGCUGUCUCCACGUCAGGUGAUGGUUGUACCAGUUGGACCCACUUGUGAAGAGUAUGCGCAAAAGGUGCGGCACCAAUUCUAUAGUGGUGGUUUGAUGUGUGAUGUGGACUUGGAUCCAAGCUGUACUCUUAAUAAAAAGAUCAGAAAUGCACAGUUGGCACAGUACAACUUCAUCCUGGUUGUGGGUGAGAAGGAGAAGAGCAGCGACACUGUGAAUGUGCGCACCAGAGACAACAAAGUUCAUGGGGAGCGCGGCCUGCAGGAGUGUGUCGAGCGCCUGCAGCACCUCAAGGCUAUCCGCACCAGAAACGCAGAAGAGGAGUUCUGAACAAACUGCCUUAAACGUUUGCUGCAAUGCAGUUGCGUAGGAAGAAAAUGUGCAGGCAGCCAAUUUGUUUUUGCAACGGAUCAUUUUUGCAUCACUUACAUUGUGCAAGACAACCUUUACUUUUUCCUUGCAGCCUUUAAAAAUGUGUUGGGUUUCCAAUGUUAGGGUGGUUUAUUAGGGUUACUUUGGUCCUGAGUCCUGUCAACACUCAAUUCUUUUUCUUAUCCAUGGCUUUCAAUUUUCAAAUAUACUCCAGAUGAAUUCUUGAUUAUUUAAUUUAAAUCCAUACUUGAUUUACUGAUUAGACACUUUUGAAUUGUUUCAUGUCCAUCAAAUGUGGGAUUUUAAAUAUUUAUAAGGAACAUUAAGUCAGAAUCUUCAGGAGCAGAAAAUAAAACUGAUUAAAAUCAAACAUGUUAAUUCAGUCCAGGGUUCCGUUAUGCAACCAAGACUCCAGCUGGAAGGACAGAAUCAAAGUUGUGAAGUGAUGAUCUAAUCCUCUUGACUGAUUUUGUGUUAAAAUGUGGGGUCUCUGUCUGGCCACAAGGGCAGAGUUUCAGUAAUUAACUGGGAUUACCAGUGCUUGUAGCUUUCAUCUUUCUCGUGAAGUUAAAUGCCGUAACUAUUUUACCUUUCAAUGCACUGUCAUUGGGAAUACACUGGAAAUCUGAGUGGUAGUGUACAAAAAGGUUUUCUAAAAUUACAUCUUAAGAAAUGUUUGGUAAAAUUCAGUGACUUAUUCCAUGUCAAUGAAUUUAAUGUAAUUUUUUAUUUUCUGCAAAAUAGAUGCUGUACAGUACAGGUUAACGGGUAUUUACAGUGUUUUUUGUAUCUGGAGACAUAAUUUAUUGGGAUCUGGAUGGAUAUAAGGGACCUUUUAAUAGUUAGGAGUAAGGUUAAAGAAAAACUUUUUUUUCCUUCCCUCAAACGAGGAUUUGCUUCAUCAUUAACAUAUCAGAUUUAACAGUUCACAUCCCAGGAAAAUAAAAGUAAAGGAUUAUUCUUGCAUUUUUGUGUUGUGUAUUAUUUUAGAAGUGAUAAUGUGAACAUAUGUUUGCAUGUCAUGUGUCAUAAGAUUUCUCACACUUCAGUAAAAUUAAUGUUUUUUGUUAGAUUAAAUAUGUAUGCAUUGUUAUGCAUAGGAAUAGAGGUACAGAUUAAUUUCUUCUGUUAUCAUGUGAACCACUGUUAUUGCAUGUAGACUGAGGCCAAUCAACUAAUUGUGACUUGUCAAAGUAAUUUUGUGUAUCUGAACUAAUUUGAGUUUGUCACAUCAUUUGGGUGAAUACUUUUGCCAUUAACACUUUAGUUUGUGUUUUUUCUUUAAAUGUCAUAAAAACUACUAAAUUCUUUCCCCCACAAUUUGAGCACUAGUUUUGACUACUAUUCACCAAAAAUGUAUAUAUCUGUAAUUCAACAAUUGGGCAAUUGGAAUACUUUAAGACAUCAUGAUACAGCUGUUUGGCUGCAUACAAACAAAACCUUCACUUUGACACUGUGGCCCCUGACUUAAUGCAAUACAAUAAAACUAUACUAAAUAGACUUUGCUCUAGGAAUGCUCUGUGUGCAUUUGACAAAUGUAAAGCUGACAAAACACUGAAACUGCUGUGGCACGAAAGAAUGAAAGUAUCCCAACUAAUGCAGGUGCUUUUAGCCACAUUGGCACCUGGCUGGUGUUUGUUGGUACUUGGGGAGCAUCAGAUGAAGAUGCCUAAUGCCAUAGCCAAGUCUGAAAAGAGUGAAAUUGGGCCUGUAGGAUUUAACUUGCACUCAACCAGCAAGGUACUGUAGUAGCCCAAAGUCCUGGGAGACGGGAGGAAUGUGAGAGUGUUUUGUACAAUUGUAGAAUGAAUUCCAACAGUGAAACACCACACGACAGGAUAUAUUAUUUUGUGAUAAUGCUGUACUGUAUGUUUAACACCAGAUGACUAAACGUUCUAAACGUUUAUGUACAGUAUAAGGUUCUGCGUUCUUUUCUCACACACGGGUUUAACAACAUAGAUUUUGACAUAGAUUCGAUUUUGUUUUGCUUUUGUUCACAGACAUUUUUAUGUAUACUUUCACUUUCGCUUUUAACUGUGAAACAGUCGCAUUAUUUCUUGGAAAGGGUUAGUUCUGUCUUUUCAUGUGAAUCGGAUAUUUUAACGACCGCACUUUUCUGGCCUUCUGAUGUUGAAAGUAAAACACCUGGUUUAUAAUGGAUUUCAGCGAAGAGGAGAAAAUAUGGCUGGAACUAAUUUUAUCCACGGCCUCAGAUGAUGGAACGCUUUCACCACUGGAAAAAUGUCUUCGUGACCUUGCAAAGCCACAAAGUGUGCUUGAAGAAUGGAUGUUUGAGUUCAUGGCCCGGCUCCGAUUUGGAAUGGUGGUAUCUAGUUUUCACAACAAUAACCAACGCUGCACUCCUAAAGGAACAUGAGAAUUGUUUUUGCAGUAUUUCUUCAUUUUGAAUGAAGUGGAGGUGGGAUGCAAAAGACGUACGCGAGGGGGAGAUGGGGAUCACCUAGGUAUUUAUAGCAUUUUGUAGAGGAAGGAUGACAGGAGUGAUUGAUAAUUACUGACAGCUGAGUACGUUUGAGCUUGGUUGUUGUUGUCCCUCCCGAACUUUCGGACCUGCCGUUUGGCCACAUCCGUCUAUUCUUUUUUUGGACAUGCAAAAUGCUGCCUUGACACAGGUGUUAAUACCAUUUUUUUCAGAUAUGAAUGAUUUAUAAAGUUUCAUAUAUCUGAAAAUGCAUGUGAGAACAGUGUCACUAGUAUUUUCUGUACAGAUCUGUUUCAUUAUGUUGGUUUUCCUAUAAUGUUUUUCCAGAAUAAAGAUGACAGUUGUUGUGUUA
Molecule: messenger RNA, 5142 nt
Organism: Lepisosteus oculatus (spotted gar)
Lineage: Eukaryota; Metazoa; Chordata; Actinopteri; Semionotiformes; Lepisosteidae
Gene: tars1
Product: threonyl-tRNA synthetase 1
Biological process (GO): threonyl-tRNA aminoacylation
Cellular component (GO): cytoplasm
Molecular function (GO): ATP binding; threonine-tRNA ligase activity
Source: RefSeq, a predicted model, not a curated record